This is a messenger RNA of Lepisosteus oculatus (spotted gar), 4105 nucleotides long. It is a transcript of the gene arfgap2, whose product is annotated as ADP-ribosylation factor GTPase activating protein 2. Lineage: Eukaryota; Metazoa; Chordata; Actinopteri; Semionotiformes; Lepisosteidae. Gene Ontology annotation, molecular function: GTPase activator activity. The record is from RefSeq and is a predicted model, not a curated record. Gene Ontology annotation, biological process: COPI coating of Golgi vesicle.
CCCGUAGUUGUGUGAGCCUUGUGCUGUAAGGUGGCAAGAUGGCGUCGGAGCCGAACAAGACAGAAAUCUUAACCAUCUUUAAAAGACUUAGGUCUAUUCCAACGAACAAGGCUUGUUUUGACUGUGCAGCAAAAAACCCAAGCUGGGCUAGUAUACCAUAUGGAGUCUUCCUGUGUAUUGAUUGCUCAGGGAUUCACCGGUCUCUAGGAGUGCAUCUUAGCUUUAUCAGAUCUACAGAACUUGAUUCCAAUUGGAACUGGUUUCAGCUGAGAUGUAUGCAGGUUGGGGGUAAUGCCAAUGCAACGGCUUUCUUCCGGCAACAUGGGUGCACAACCAAUGAUACAAAUGCCAAAUACAACAGUAGAGCUGCCCAGAUGUACAGAGAGAAGAUAAGACAGUUAGCAGAUGCGGCCCUCUCUAAGCAUGGAACCGAUCUCUGGAUUGAUGGUCAUGGAGGUGCCCAGGCUCAUACACCAGAAAAGAAAGAUUCUGACUUCUUUGCAGAACACACUCAGCCUGCAAACAGCUGGGAUAUGGCCUCCCUAUCGGAUGAGAAUGGUGCAGUUCCACAGGGUCCACAGGCUGUGGAAGAGUCUCCCAAACUGCAAGAAAACAUUAAAAACCAACCAGAGGAAGGACCGAGCAUUGAGGGCCUCAGCACAUCUCCCAAAGCUAACAUAGAGGAUUCGAUGCGCUUGGCAUCUGACGAACCUCAGUCUUCUACAGAAGUGAAGCCCUCUCUUAUUGGAAAGAAAAAGCCUGCAGCUUCGAAAAAAGGGCUUGGUGCUAAAAAGGGGCUGGGUGCCCAGAAGGUGAGCAGCCAGAGCUUCAGUGAGAUUGAGAGACAGGCCCAGGUGGCAGAAAAAAUGAGAGAACAGCAAGCCAGUGAAGCUAAGAAGCAAGCCGAGGAGUCCAUUGUAACCUCUAUGCGUUUGGCAUACCAGGAACUACAGAUUGACAGGAAAACUGAGGAUAAAAAGCUGCAAAAUCUUGAAGGGAAGAAGAGAGAACAGGCAGAGAGGCUUGGGAUGGGAUUUGGAAGCAGAAGUGCGGUUUCUCAUUCAGUAUUAUCGGAAAUGCAAGUAAUUGAACAAGAGACUCCAGUUGCGGCAAAGUCGUCUCGCUCAAAGCUGGAUAUGUUUGACGAACCCGGAUUUACAUCUGGACCCCCAAAGUACAAGGAUAACCCCUUCUCAACAGGGGAUAGCUUUGGCUCUCGAUGGGACUCUGAUGGGGGAUCAUCUUUCUCCUCUUGGGGCCUGGAGAAGGAGGAGCCGAAGGACUCUGAAGUCACGAUCUCCAGUAUUCAGCCGACGGGAGACCGGCUCCCGAGCAGACGGAAGCCGGACAGCAACGUCACGGUCGUGGAAUCGAGUGAGGCUCGUCAGAAGUUCGCCAACGCUAAGGCCAUUUCGUCCGACAUGUUCUUUGGGAGAGAAAGUGAUGCAGAGUAUGAAGCUAAGACCCGUUUGGAGAGACUUCAAGGCAGUACUUCCAUAAGCUCUGCAGAUCUCUUUGGGGAUGGCACUGAUCACUCCUCUGCUGGGGGUUCAACUUUUGAAAGUGUGCUUCCAUCUGGCCCUGAUAUUGCCCAGUUCAAACAAGGUGUGAAGACAGUAGCUGGGAAGAUGGCAGUGCUGGCCAAUGGGGUGAUGAACACAAUUCAGGAUCGCUAUGGCUCAUACUGAACAUGAAGAUGGAGAAAUUGAGAAUACCAAGCAAAAAACAGAAUACUGUUAAUGUCCGCCUUUUUUCUCAAUUGUGUUUGUGUUAAAAAUGAUGAGUGGGAGAGAAAAAGCAUGACUGUGAUCAGGAGAAACCUAGAGUUUUCCUAUUUGUCUGCCUACCCGUAAUUUUAUAGAGUACAAAAUAUAUUAAAAAAGUAUUUUUUUCUUUUGAAAACAUUUCAGUUUUAUUUUCAGAAAAAGCACUGGUAGAUGUAGAUACUUAUUUUACAAACUUGACAGCUUAACAGUUUACUGAUGCCCUGGUGCAUACUUCUCUUUGUUUUUUUUCUAUAUGAUAUGGUAAGCAUUUCAAAAAGCAUAGUGGAUUUCGAAUACUUGUUCAUAUUUAUUUCCCAGGUUCAUUCUCUUCUCUUAUUUAUAUAUGCACUUUUCAAACUUUUAUUUUUUAGACAUACAAUAAUCUAUAGCUCCAAACUAAUGAAAUGUACCUGCAUCAUGAACAGAAUCGGGACAGAGAAUUAGUCAUUUGUAAUGUUAUGUUACGCAAAUGUAAUAUAAUUACAAACCAAAUGUAAUGGUUAAGCAAAUGCAUUUAUUUGAAUCUAUGCUUUUCAGUCUUCAUUUUUUUCACAAAUGCACACCCUGACUGGGAAUUUUGUUGGGACAGUUAUUCUGCGUUUCAACAGAGCGGUAUUGUGAAUUUUUGAAAUUAUCUAGUUAAAAAAAGAUUUAAAAGGUAUGACUGGGGAUUUUAUCCUGUUACUUAAAAGUCUUUAUUUUAGCCUGAUCUUCAGAAGUAAUUGAAAAAUAGUGUAUCACAAACAUUGUGCUCAUCUCAAAUUGAGUCUGUUUCAUUGAAAAGGAUUUUUUUUUAAAAGCAUUAUUUUUUAACUUUUUAAUCUUGGUGCAAUAUGCUAACCAUCAACUACUUUUUCAAUUAACAUUAAAUGCUUGAGCUUUUUUAAAUUGUACAGUUUAUUUGAUGAAACUUAUAUUUUAUUCCUUCAUUGCAGGAAGUUUAUUUCCUAAAACAGUCACACCAUUAUUUAUUGGCUCAUUCAACAUUGUCACAAACAGUACAAGAAUCUCUGGCAAAGAAUUUUAUUUUUCCCUGAAUAUUUGCAGUUAAAACGUUCCCUCAAUUGUACAUUUUGGAUUACUCCUCUGAGUCAUGGCAUAUUGAUACAAAUGUAUUGACGUUACCUAUAUAUUAACUGCCAAAGAUGUAAUAGGCGUGUUUUGAAAAACAACUGCAGUUUACCCAUUUGCUGUUAUUUUGUACUCUAGGUUCCACAUCACCCAGAUUCUGCUUUUCUUGUGACAUGUAAUUUCGCCUCCUCAUGUAACACAGUAUCGAUUCAGUUGGUGUAAACCUUGAUCAUCACAAAUUCUGUCAGCAGUCUUGUCUUUCAGGUUUAAGUCUAAUGAGAAUAAUUGAUUAUGUAAAGCCUCCUUGUUAUCUAGUGUUACACUGGUGCAAAACAAAAAAAGUAUUUGGACCUAUUCAGUGGUUUUUACUCUGCAAAGAAUUUUCAACUGCAGGCGGGGCUUUGCCAUGGCAAACUACAAGUGACCAGUAGCAAAUUAAAUUUGGUUGGCUUGACUUAGGCAAAUGACAGUAUUGCUACAAGGCCUAUAACUUGGAACAGGUGUUAACUGCAUCAGACAAAAAAUGUGUUGUAUUGUAAACAAUGGCAGUACGGCACAGGCUGCAUCUGUUUUGUUGUUUUUACAAUUGAAAUUAGACCGCUCCGUUAUUCUCCGAUUGUUACGGCAAAGGCUGCAUCUACUUUGAACUAGUCACUUAAGUGCUUACAGGAUACAUUUAUUUCAUAUUUAAUAUAGUGGGUUGUUAGUAUCACGUUAGUUUUAGAAAACGUGAUGAAGACAGAGUACUUGACUAGUUUACCUGACGUACAGGAAUUUAUGAAGUUAUAAUUGAGUGUAUGACUGCUUUACUUGUUAGUGUAAUUCUUGUGGGGAGGAAAAUCACAUACUAUAUGAGUAAAUUAGUACUUAAAAUCUUCAGUUUCAGCACCGUCAUAAACCCCAGAGUCGAAUCUUCAAAUUGCUACAAAAUAUUGAAUUGGUUGGCUAUUAAGGUUCUACCCUCACCUUGCCCACAAACGGUUCUGAUUGAACAAUUCCGUUAUUCGCAGAGUAUUAAGCCAAGGAGAACAACUGGUUCAUUUUCAACUGUUUUGAUUCUUUUAUGGACUUUGUUGUGAAAACGCCCACCCUGGGAAUAGGUGUCCGUGCUCUACCCACUUCCUGUCCGUGCAAUUACUGCCCUGCCUGUCUUCACCCAAUGUGGAAACGUGGUCAUAACCCCUCGCGCCACCAAGAAGUACAAGUAUUUAUUGUAGGUGACUUAAGAACAUAAGAAUUUGUGUCAAUAAAGAUCAGAAAUCCUGCUC